Pararge aegeria (speckled wood butterfly) is the source of this 2269-nucleotide messenger RNA. RefSeq names its product protocadherin-16-like (gene Cad96Cb). The transcript has 14 exons. The record is from RefSeq and is a predicted model, not a curated record. Bases 2 to 2269 code for a protein of 755 amino acids. Gene Ontology annotation, molecular function: calcium ion binding. Gene Ontology annotation, cellular component: membrane. Gene Ontology annotation, biological process: homophilic cell-cell adhesion. NCBI's taxonomy places the organism in Eukaryota, Metazoa, Arthropoda, Insecta, Lepidoptera, Nymphalidae.
CAUGGCCGCGCCGCUGCUGGUGCUGGCGGCGCUCGCGCUCUCUGCGUCGCCGGCGGGCACGCAAGCUAUUCAGGAUAGUCGAUGUUACUUGAUGAACGGUGGUGCUGUAGAGAGCUUUUUCAUAAGUGAAGACACACCAGUAGGCAGUAUUAUAGGUACACUAAGCGUGAAUGGCGACCCCAGCGCGGUGGGCGGUGACAUCUCGCUGCACAUCCAGGAGAAGAACGCCGCGGUGGAGUUGGCGGCGGGCUCCAAGAACAUCACCCUGCGGAGAGCGCUGGACCGCGAGGAGAAGCUCGGACCCUCCAGCGUGUACGUCAACGUGCGCUGCGACCGGCGGCACACCGCUGAUCCCAGCUUCGUGGUGCCGGUGUCGGUGCGCGUAUGGGACGUGAACGACAACGCGCCGGCGUGGCGCGGCGCACCGUACCGCGCGCGCGUGUCGGAGCUGGCGGCGCCGGGCGCGCGGCUGCUGGCGGCACCGGCGCACGACCCCGACCAGCCCGGCCCGCACGCCACCGUGCGCUACUCCGUGCUGCCGGGCCCCGCCUCGGAGUACGUGGGGUUUCAAAGCGAGCUGGACAGCACGGUGGUGGUGAAGCGUGCGCUAGACUACGAGACGCUGCGCAACUUCACGGUGCGCCUGCGCGCGCAGGACGGGGGCUCCCCGCCGCGCUACAACGACACCACGCUGAGCGUGGAGGUGUUGGACGCGGACGACCAGAACCCGCAGUUCACGCACGAGCACUACACCGCCGUCGUCCCGGACAAUGCGCAAGACGGCACGGUCCUGGAGCUGUCCCCGGGGCCCGUGUCCGCGGCCGACCGCGACCUGGGCAUCAACGCGCCCGUGUACUACAGCGCCAGCGGCGACGGCGCGGCGCUGCUGCGCCUGGACCGCGACAGCGGCGCCCUGGCCGCCACGCCGCCGCUGCUGCAGCACGCGCUGCCCGUCACUGUGGUGCUGAAGGCGACUCAAGUGGACAACGCUGACCGCUACGCUCUAGCGACCGUGACCGUGCGGCGCACCGCAGCCGCAGGCCCGGCUCGCGCUGCGGCGGCGAACGCGGCGGACGCGGGUGUGCGGUUCGCGCGGCGCGGCUACGCGGUGUCGGUGCCGGAGGACGCGCCGCCGGGCAGCGUGCUGACAGCGCUCCACACCCGAUCGCUGCACGAGACGCCGCUGCAGUUCUACGUGUCGGAGCGCAGCUUCUUGGAGCAGUUCGCCAUCAACGGCGCGGGCGAAGUGCUGCUGCGCAAGCCGCUGGACUACGAGACGACAGAGCGCUACCACUACCAAGUCAUGGUUACGGACGGCAACUCGAACGACACCGCGUGGAUCAACAUCACCGUGCAGAACGUGAACGAGUGGGAGCCGCGCUUCCGCCACGCGCACUACGAGUUCCUGCUGCACGAGCUGCCGCCGGCCGGACCCGCGCGCGUGGGCGCGCUGCACGCCUUCGACGGCGACCGCCAGGACUCCGUGGCGCUGCACCUCAGCGGCCCGGACGCCAAGGCGCUGUUCGUGAACGCGCAGGGCGAGGUGUUCGUGCGCGCGGAGGCGCUGCGCGCGCUCAACGCGUCCGUGCUGCACGUGGUGGCCACCGCCGUGGACUCGGGCUCGCCGCCGCGCCAGACGUCGGUGCCGGUGUCGGUGCGCAUCCCGGAGCGGCUGGCGCAGGCGCAGGCGCGGCCGCCGCUGUUGGCGGCGCUGGCGUGCGCGCUGGCGCUGCUGGCGCUGGCGCUGCUGGCACUGCUGGCGCACCUGUGCCGCCUCCGACGCCGAAGGCAAGUGAAAGACAAGAGCGCGACCGUCGCAGUGGCACCGGAAAAGAGCGCGACGCCCGCGCCGGCCGCCAGCCUGUCGGCGGGCAGCGCGGCGGGCGGCAGCGGCUCGCUGCAGAGCGUGUCGGCCGGCGCCAGCAGCAUCCUGGCCGCGUCCACCUGCAGCCUGGACCGCGACAGGGCGCCUGACAAGCCGCUCGACAAGCCGCUCAACGGCAGCGCGGCGCGACAGUCGCAGCGCCUUCCAGCGCGCGGCAAGGUGGCGCCCGCAAGCCCCGCGCCCGCGCCCGGCGCGCUCAGCGACCACCUGCACGGCGCGGCGGGCCGCUCGGGCGUGGCGUGGCCCAGCGCCACCAUCCCCGCGCGCGUCAAGCAGCUGAGCUGGGACGACGCCGCGCCGCAGGACGGCGACGAGCGGCGCGAGCUAGCGGAGGCCACGAACGCGGCCGUGUCGGAUCACAUGAACCUCACGGUGUACUUCUGA